AUGAAUACAAUUAACACAUCCACAGGUUAUUCCCCCUUUCAACUACGCUUUGGGCGUAGUCCCCGAGUCAUUCCGCCCCUACAGACUCAAAUAUCCUCGUCUUCCGUCGAUCUUAAGGCCGCAGAACUCCUCGCAAAUAUCGAAGCUUGCGUUGCCGACGCUCGCGACGAACUCCUCGCGUCCAAAGUCGACCAGGCCUUCCACGCCAACAAAUCUCGGGGCAAGGAGACUCGUUUCAAGAUCGGCGAUCUGGUUAUGCUCUCCACGAGAAACAGGCGGCGUGAAUACAAGUCCAAGGGAGAAAAGCGUGUCGCUAAG
Molecule: messenger RNA, 318 nt
Organism: Gloeophyllum trabeum ATCC 11539
Lineage: Eukaryota; Fungi; Basidiomycota; Agaricomycetes; Gloeophyllales; Gloeophyllaceae
Exons: 1
Source: RefSeq, a predicted model, not a curated record